Messenger RNA from Parathielavia appendiculata, 6540 nucleotides. Its product is annotated as ketoacyl-synt-domain-containing protein. Gene Ontology annotation, cellular component: cytoplasm; plasma membrane. The record is from RefSeq and is a predicted model, not a curated record. Bases 1 to 6540 code for a protein of 2179 amino acids. Gene Ontology annotation, molecular function: fatty acid synthase activity; phosphopantetheine binding; 3-oxoacyl-[acyl-carrier-protein] synthase activity. The transcript is spliced from 5 exons. Gene Ontology annotation, biological process: DIM/DIP cell wall layer assembly; fatty acid biosynthetic process. NCBI's taxonomy places the organism in Eukaryota, Fungi, Ascomycota, Sordariomycetes, Sordariales, Chaetomiaceae.
AUGGAGGUCAACCAUGAGGAGAUCCGGGUUGAUGAGCCCGUGUUCUUUCUCUUCGGAGACCAGUCUGUCGAUUUGUAUCCAUUCCUGGCCCAGUUCUUCCGCCAGGAAAGGCACGGCGAGUUGGCAAAGGCCUUUUUGCGACAGGCAUGCCACGCCCUGCAACGCCAGAUUGAGAAGUUGCCCGCCGACGGGCGAAGAAGGCUGCCAUCGUUCUUGACGAUACAGCAGCUCAACGAGAGAUACCACAGCUCAGCCUUCAAACAUUCAGCCGUUGACGCGGCUUUGUUGACAAUAUCCCAGAUCGCCCAUUAUCUCGACCAUGCUGAGAAGAACUGCGACGAUAUUCCUAAGCCUCACAAUGCCCUUCUCGUGGGUCUCUGCACAGGUCUCUGGGCGGCAUCGGCCAUCUCAAUCACACCAUCUUUGCCGGACCUCGUACAUAUCGGUGUCCAGGCGGUGCUCUUGUCGUUCAAAACCGGCGCAUACGUUGAGUCGAUGGCACAGCGAAUGAGCCCAACAUCCGACCGGUCAGAAAGCUGGUCUCGCAUCGUCCCAGGUUGGAAUGUAGAGGAGGCAACUGCCAAGCUGGACGCCUUCCACAAUGAAGCCGCCAUACCGCCACACAGUCGCGCAUAUCUCAGUGCUGUAUCCAUCAAUUCCGUCGCAAUAUCCGGACCACCAAGGACAAUUGAGGCCCUGAUCACCAAGGGGGUUCUGCCAACGAAGCUGAUCACGAUCCCCGUCCAUGGCCCUUACCAUGCGCCUCAUAUUCAUUCAGGCAUCGAUCUCAAGGCAAUGCUGGGCCUGGACGACCGAGAGGUGGAAGACGCUCUUUACAAGACACGGCCGCGGUCGCCUGUCUUGUCUUGCGGAACUGGCGAGUGGUUCUCAGCCACGGACACGAAAUCACUCUUCACAUCCGUCGCCUCCGCUCUGUUGAACGAGACAUUGAUGUUCCACAAGGUGCUUGAUGGCUGCCUCGAGCGCAGCCACCAGUUUCCAAGCAAAAAGUGCCUCAUUCUCCCACUCGGCCCGACCCAGAAUGCGGCCACGCUCCAGAACCUUCUCAAGGCCAAGUCGGAAUUGGACCUUGUUCUCCACAUGCCGCCUCCGGUCGCACCAGAGAACGCAACACCUCAUGUCGGGAACAGCGGUUCAACCGGAAAGCCCAAGCUCGCCAUUGUCGGCAUGGCCGGGCGGUUUCCAGACGCCGAAAGCCACCAGAAGCUCUGGGAGCUGCUGGAGAAGGGCCUUGACGUCCAUCGUCUGGUUCCUGCCGAUCGCUUCGACGUCAAGACGCACUAUGAUCCGACCGGCAAGCGCAUCAACACCAGCCACACUCCAUACGGUUGUUGGAUUAAGAACCCUGGCAUGUUCGACCCCCGCUUUUUCAACAUGUCGCCACGUGAGGCCUUCCAGACAGAUCCCAUGCAGCGGAUGGCCCUGACCACCGCGUAUGAGGCUCUGGAGAUGUCCGGCUACGUCCCAAACAGGACGCCGUCCACGAAGCUGGAUCGGAUCGGUACCUUCUAUGGCCAGACCUCGGACGAUUGGCGAGAAAUCAACGCGGCACAGGAGGUCGACACGUACUUCAUCACGGGAGGCGUGCGCGCCUUUGGUCCCGGCCGCAUCAACUACCACUUUGGCUUCAGCGGGCCGAGUCUCAACAUCGACACCGCUUGCUCCUCGAGCGCUGCAGCCAUGCAGGUCGCUUGCACGGCGCUCUGGGCGCGAGACUGCGACACGGCUGUCGUUGGCGGGCUGUCGUGCAUGACGAACCCGGACAUCUUCUCUGGGCUCAGCAGAGGCCAAUUCCUGUCCAAAAGGGGCCCAUGCGCCACUUUCGAUAACGAGGCCGACGGUUACUGCCGUGGCGACGGCUGUGCGUCGGUCAUCGUCAAACGUCUAGAUGAUGCCUUGGCCGAAAACGACCGGAUUCUCGCCGUCAUCCUGGGCACUGCGACCAAUCACUCGGCUGACGCCAUCUCGAUCACGCAUCCCCACGGCCCGACGCAAUCCGCCUUGUCGACGGCCAUUCUUGACGAGGCGGGCGUCGACCCCUUGGAUGUCGACUAUGUUGAGAUGCACGGUACAGGUACCCAGGCCGGAGAUGGCACAGAAAUGGUGUCGGUGACGAAUGUCUUUGCCCCGCGAGAGCGGAAGAGGCCUACUGACAGGCCGCUCUAUCUGGGUGCGGUCAAGGCGAACGUCGGACAUGGCGAGGCUGCAUCCGGAAUCACAGCCCUGAUCAAGGUGCUGCUGAUGCUCGAAAAGAAUAUAAUUCCGCCCCACUGCGGUAUCAAGCCAGGGUCCGUCAUGAAUAAGACCUUUCCCAAGGAUCUCUCGGAACGGAACGUCAACAUUGCCUUCCACAAGACUCCGUUUACAAGAAAGGAUGGCAAGCCGAGACGAGUUUUUAUCAACAACUUCAGCGCGGCAGGCGGCAACACCGGCCUCCUGCUUGAGGACGCACCGAAACGCCUCCCUGCAAACGCGGAUCCUCGCAGCCACCACAUUAUCACUGUGACGGCCAAAUCCAAGGCGGCCAUGAUCCGAAAUGCCGAGCGCCUUGUCGCUUGGAUCGACGAGCAUCCCACCGCGGAGCUGUCGCACCUUGCAUACAGCACCACGGCAAGAAAGAUGCAGCACUACUGGCGGAUGAAUGCGUGUGGUGCCGAUCUCCAAGACGUCAAGACGGCCAUCGCAAUACGCCUCAAGGAGAACUUUGUCCCCGUCCCGCCUGAGCAGCCCAAGAUCGCCUUGAUGUUCACGGGUCAAGGUUCGCAUUACCCCGGGCUGGGCAAGGAGCUCUACCAGCACUACUCGGUGUUCCGCGAGAGCAUCGACAACUUUGACCGCCUGGCUCGCCUGCAGGGCUUCCCGUCGUUCAUGCCGCUCAUCGAUGGCAGCGACGAGAACGUGACCGAAAUGUCGCCAACUGUGCUGCAGCUCGGCCUGGCAUGUUUCGAGAUGGCACUUGCCCGGUUGUGGGCGUCGUGGGGAAUCAAACCUGCCGCCGUGGUGGGCCACAGCUUGGGAGAGUAUGCGGCUCUCGAGGCUGCCGGUGUGCUCUCGGCCAUGGAUGUCAUCUAUCUCGUGGGCUCUCGCGCCCAGAUGCUCCUCGAGAGGUGCACACCCGGCAGCCACGCCAUGCUCGCCGUCCAGGGCUCAGAGUCCGCAGUGCUUGAUGCACUGGGUGACAGGGCUGGGGGCCUUGAUGUUGCCUGCAUCAAUGGGCCUCGCGAAACCGUUCUGAGCGGUGAGACCACACUCGUGGCGGGCGCACGGGACUUCCUCGCCGAUGCCGGCUUCAAGUGCACACUCCUGAAGGUGUCCUUUGCUUUCCACUCCCCCCAGGUGGACGCCAUUGCGGACGAUUUUGAGAACAUUGCCCAAGGGGUCCUCUUCAACCGCCCCAGAGUACCCGUCAUCUCGCCUGUGCAUGGCAGGGUGCUCAAAAGUGACGAGAUCAACGCGGCAUACCUCCGCAAGCACGCGCGUGAAGCGGUCAACUUCCUUGCGGCGCUCGUUUCGGCCCAGCAGUCGGGCACUAUUGAUGACAAGACGGUCUGGCUCGAGAUUGGUCCCCACCCCGUCUGCGCGAAUAUGGUCAAGGCUACCUUUGGUGCCGCCACGGUCGCAGUCCCUACCUUGCGCCGCAACGAGCUGUGCUACAAGACACUGUCCAACAGCCUCGGCACCCUGCAUUCUGCAGGCCUGAACAUCGACUUUAACGAGUACCACCGCGACUUCAUUGACUCGGUGCGUCUGCUGGAUCUGCCCAGCUACUCUUUCGAUGACAAGAAUUACUGGCUUCAGUACACGGGCGACUGGUGCCUCACCAAGAACCGAAUCGCCGCCGCGGCAGCGGGAACAAAGGCUGAUGAACCACCCAAGCUGUCCACGACGACUGUGCAGCGGAUCAUCCGAGAGGAAGUCAAGGGCGACGUGGCCAUCGUUGAGAUCGCGUCCGAUCUCUGCCAAGAUCAGCUCCGAAAUGUUGUCUCCGGCCACAUGGUCAACGGCGCUCCUCUGUGCCCCUCGUCCCUGUACGGCGACAUGGCCAUGACGGUAUGCGACUAUGCCUACAAGCUCCUGCGGCCCGAGGCGCAGAAGAUUGGCUGCAACGUCGCUCACAUGGAGGUCCCCAAGACGCUCAUCUUCGACGAUAAGGCCACAAGCCAGAUUUUGCGCUUGACAGUAACCGCCAAUGCCGAGCUUGGCCAGGCCGACCUUGUGUUCCAUACGGGUGAAGGCGACAAGAGGACGGAACACGCCCACUGCAAGGUCAUCUACGGCAAUGUCAACGACUGGCAGCACGAGUUUGACCGCGUGCAGUAUCUGAUCAAGUCACGGAUCGAUGCUCUCAUGGAGGGCGAGAAGCGAGGCAUCGCGUCCAAGAUUGGCCGCGGCCUGGCCUACAAACUCUUCUCUGCCCUGGUCGACUACGCCCCGCGUUAUCGGGGCAUGGAGGAGGUCAUCCUUGACAGCGCCACGUGCGAGGCGACGGCCAAGAUUCGUUACCAGACAACGGAACAGGACGGCACUUUCUACUUCAGCCCAUACCACAUCGACAGUUCCUGCCACAUUUCCGGCUUCGUCAUCAACGGCACCGAUGCCGUGGACUCACGCGAGCACGUCUUCAUCUCGCACGGCUGGGGCUCGAUGAGGUUCACCGAGAUUCCGGAUCCCACCAAGGAGUAUCGCAGUUACAUCCGCAUGCAGCCGAUUAAGGGAAGCAAGAUGAUGGCGGGCGACGUCUACGUGUUUGAUGGCGACAAGAUCAUUGGUGUGACGGGCGAUCUCAAGUUCCAGUGCAUCCCGCGCAAGGUGCUGAACCUUAUGCUUCCGCCCCGAGGCGCCUCAGCGCCGGCCAGCACCCCCCGGCUGGCGCCUGCCUCCUCGACCACGGCCACGGCGGCAACGAAGACGUCGGCGCCCAAGAAGAAGAAGGAGACUGUGACCCCGUCCAACAUUUCCAAGGUGAACCAGAGGCUGCAGACGGUCAUCGCUGCGGUCAUGGACAUCCUUGCCAAGGAGAUCGGCUGCGGGCAAGACGAGCUCGCAGACAACAUCGCCUUCACGGAUCUCGGUGUCGAUUCACUGAUGUCGUUGACUGUCAGUGGCAAGAUUCGCGAGGAGUUGGAACUGAACAUCCACUCCAGCGCCUUUGUCGACCAUCCUACCAUCGGGAGCUUCAAGGCGUAUCUGGCUCAAUAUGAAAAGCCGGAUCGCCUCGGCAGUGAGCCGUCGCAGGAGUCGGACCCAUCUUCGUCCGAUGAUGAGUCUCCCGAGAUGGGGUCCGACUCGAUCGUGACGACGCCGCCUGAUGAUAGCGACACCCAGUCGGCCAAGGAUGGCGGGUCCGACGACGCCAGCCAGGAGCUCCGCGAGGCCAUCCGGAGUACCAUCGCCAGUGAGAUGGGUGUCGACGUGGACGAGGUUCUUGCGGCGCCCGACCUUGCGAAUCUCGGCAUGGACUCCCUCAUGAGUCUGUCCAUCCUCGGCCUGCUCCGGGAGAAGACGGGUCUGACGAUUCCCGCGGACCUCUUUGUCGCCAACCCAUCUCUCAGGGAUGUGGAGCGGGCCCUGGGUAUUAACCCCGCUCCCAAGAAGGAGAGCAACCAGAAGCCACAGCCCAAAGAGGAGCAACCCACAGCACCGCCCAAAAAGCAGCAUCCUCGGAUCGGCCCAGACGUCCCGUGCCCUCCCAAGCCGCCGAGGCCGACCCACAUUGUUGACGACUAUCCCGACCGCAAGGCCAGUUCGGUUCUCAUGUUUGGCAAUCAGAAAACCGCAACCAAACAGCUGUUCAUGAUACCGGACGGAAGCGGCUCUGCCACGUCGUAUCAGGAGAUUGCCAGUGUGGGCGGCAACUGGGCUGUCUAUGGCCUCUUUUCUCCCUUUCUGAGGACGCCCCACGAAUACAAUUGCGGCGUGUACGGAAUGGCGACCAAGUUCAUCGAAGAGAUCAAGCGCCGUCAGCCCCAUGGUCCGUACUCGCUUGCCGGGUGGAGCGCCGGAGGCAUCAUUGCGUACGAGAUUGCCAACCAGCUCAUUAAGGCCGGCGAAGAGGUGGAGAACCUCAUCCUCAUUGACGCGCCAUCACCCAUCACCAUCGAGCCGCUCCCCGAGGGCCUGCAUGCGUGGUUCGCGUCGAUCGGCCUGCUCGGCGAGGGGGAUGAUAGGAAGAUCCCGGAGUGGUUACUCCCGCACUUUUCGGCAUCCAUCACGGCGCUCAGCAACUACGAUGCCGAGCGGCUGCCCAAAGACAAGUGCCCCAAGGUGCUGGUCAUCUGGUGCGAGGACGGCGUGUGCAAGCUUCCCACGGACCCGAAGCCGGAGCCGUAUCCCAAGGGCCAUGCGCUCUUCCUCCUCGACAAUCGAUCCGACUUUGGUCCCAACAGGUGGGAUGAGUAUCUAGACAUUGAGAAGAUGGAGUUUAGGCACAUGCCUGGCAAUCAUUUCACCAUGAUGCAUGGCAAGUUGGCCGAGAUACUGGGUGGUUUUAUCAGGGAGGCUCUUACGAAACAGGGGUGA